Molecule: messenger RNA, 1359 nt
Organism: Adineta ricciae
Lineage: Eukaryota; Metazoa; Rotifera; Eurotatoria; Adinetida; Adinetidae
Source: the annotation of a GenBank genome assembly
AUGACGACAAGUAUUUUCAUAUUUCUUCUAUCGUUCACAAUUCAACAGAUUCGAGCGGAUUGUCAGAAUGAAACAUCAGCAGAGUCAACGUUUGUCUAUCGACGCGUAUGUUAUUUUGCAAAUUGGGCCGCAAAGCGAUAUGAUAAUAUCAGUCGUUUAACUCCUGAGGAUAUCGAUCCAUUCUUAUGUACACAUAUCAAUUUUGCUUUCGGAAAAGUUUUAGAAAGCUUGAACAUCGCACCGUACGAAGAAGAUGAUUUGAAAGGUUGGACAGCGAAUUCGAAGGGCAUUGUGGGAGGAUGGACACAUGCAUCGCGUGGUUUUAAUGAAGUAUCGAAAAGUGCUGCAAAUAUAAAAACGUUUGUCAAGAAUAGUGUGAAAUUCCUACGUGAUAAUAAAUUCGAUGGAUUAGAUUUAGAUUGGGAAUAUCCAGGAGCGAAAGAUCAAGGUGCUGAACCUCAUUCAAAAACCGGUUACACGAAAUUAGUCAAAAAAUUAAGUCGAGUGUUCAAACGUGAAGCCGAACGAACGGGCCAAGAAAAACUUCUACUAACUUGUGCUACAGCUGCAGCGCGGCAUCGAAUUGAAGCUGGUUAUGAAGUUGAAGAAGUUUGCAAAUAUUUUGAUUUCGUCUCUGUGAUGACUUAUGAUUAUCAUGGUAGUUGGGACGGUAAAACCGGACAUAAUAGUCCAUUGUAUGCGAUGCGAAAUGAACGGAAGAAGUUUCGUGAAUGGAAUAUAAAUAGUUCAAUGCAUGUGUGGGAAGAACUCGGUUGUCCGAAAGAGAAAUUGAAUAUUGGCCUUUCGGCUUAUGGACGAGCCUUUUCAUUAUUUGGAGAAACGGGUAUGAAUAAUGGUAAACCAGUCUCGAAGAAGAAAUCGUCGAUCGGCGUGAAAGCAAGUGCAGCUGAAGCAGGAAAAUACACACGAGAAGCGGGAGUUUUAGCUUAUUACGAAAUAUGUGAAUUAUUACAAAAUAAUCCAAGUAAUCGUGUGUUUUGGCAUCGACAGAUGAGUGUGCCCUAUGUCGCAAGUAAAAGUUUAUGGAUUGGCUUCGAUAACGUUCGUAGUGUCACACUCAAAAUGCAAUUCUUGAAAGAUCAUGGAUAUGGCGGUGUGAUCAUUUGGUCUCUCGAUCUCGAUGAUAAAACAGGCGAAACUUGUCAUGAAGGACCCUUUCCGAUUUUUAAUGCAGCAAAGCGCGAGCUACUGAUCUUACCUGAGCAUCUUGCGGAUAGAAAUAAGAAAUGUUCAGAUGAGAAUGUUACUGUCACAAGUGAACAUCUCCAUUCGAAAAUGACUCAAGUAAAACACAAUAUUUUCUUUCUGUUUUACUUGGUGUUAUUAAAUCUCAUCUAA